UAACCUUCUUGGUUCAGAUAAUAAGCAGAUGAUAAUUAGUGUAAUCUGGUGGUGUAGCGCACGGUUGAAGCAAACGCUGGCAGACACUGUGGCCCGCAGGACGUGGAGUUGAGUAGCGCUGGCCUAGUGGCUAAGGUUCAUAACUGGGACCCAGAAGGUUGGUGUAGCCUCGAUAAGAUCCGCACAGCUGUUGGGCUCUUGAGCAAGGCCCUUAACCCCACAUUGCUCCAGGGGGGGAUUGUCCUCUGCUCAGUCUAAUCUGCUGUAAAUCGCUUUGGAUAAAAGCAUCAGCUAAAUAACUCAUUAUAAUUAUUAUACACACUGAAUGCGACUGCCCUAACCUCCAACAACCCCCCCCCCCCCCACCCCCGGACAUUUUAUAUCUCUCUCCCCAGCAUGGGGCAGACGUAGACCACCCGGACUCCUGGGGUGUCACGCCCAUGUACAUGGCAGCCUGCAGCGGGCAGAUUGAGUGCAUCCACCUCCUGGUGCAGGCGGGCGCCAAGAUCAACUACAAGAACAAGUCGGGGGAAGCCCCGAAGCAGCUGUCGUCCCGGACGGCAUUGUUAGCCUGGCUGGAGGGGUUGGUACGUGAGCCGCACUCCCUGAAGCACCACUGCCGGCACGCCAUCCGCCACGCCCUGGGCCCCACCCGCAUCCCUGCCCUCCUCUCCCUCCACCUCCCGCUCUCUCUCCGGGCCUACCUGACCUUCCAGGACCUGUGCAUCCCGGACACCGGAGAUCGCCCGACCUCGGAGCUGAGUGGCCUGGCUGUCACCUGAGCGACCAAGGGUCAUUCUGGGUACUGGUGACCCUCCCCAAUUUGGGGCAACCACUCGCUGUGGCUGAAAACGCUCGACUGAUUGUGAUGCCUUGGCGCCACUUGUUGACGCCGUAUUUGUUUCUUCCGCAGUCAUUAGAAAGGGAUGCAGCAGACCCGUGUCCAGGGUGUCGCAUAGGGAUAAAAGGGUGACGUUCCUGACUUCACGCUCUCUCUUAUCCCCCUCUGCUGACAGCCUUUUGGGGCCCUAUGGCUUUUUCAUAGUUUUUCAAGGGUUUCAGUUGGUCCGUUUGGUCACACAUUUAUUCACACUCCACGUGCAUAAACACAUUCACGCACUUCUCCCAUUCAUGCAAUCACCUUGCGUCCAAUCACCAUUGUGCCGUGUUCAUAUUUUUCAUUUAAAUAAUGAAUUUAUUUAAGUGGCACAUGAGGAGAUUCCUUAGAAGGUUCUGAUGCAACAAAUUGCUGAUUCUUCAUUCUUAUCGGAAAUAGUGGACAUAGACAAGUUGAAAGUGCGUAACUUACUGGGAAAGAGACAUUUUUACUUGCAUUGUCUGUUUAUUUUGAUUGGAUCUUUCACUGUGUUUGCCUUUGAAACUGCACAGACAAUAGACAGCGUGAAUGGUAGCUUUUGUAAUCGCACGCACAGGGAAUGAAUCACGCCCCCCGUUUUUAGAUAUAGUGAUGACAGACGGUGUAUCUUUCAGAAAGACCAGGAUCACCAGGAUGACCAGGAUGGCCACACGUCCUGUGUCAGAGCGCGCCCAUCUUCGCGUGAGCGGAGGGUGAUACCGGCUCCUCGUCUGUGUAAAACAGUAACCAUGUCAUAUGCGGUGGAAAGCAGGCUCCGGCUCCAGAGUCUAAUGAAGACUCGAGGGGAGCCCCCAAUCCCUCGUCCCCGAUUGUUUGUCUCACGAUUCGCAUCGAGGAAAAACAACACACCCAGCCUUUUAAGAUGGUGGGAACCUUACGAACAUAACUUGCAACUCGUUUAAGACAAUCUGGGUCACCAGAUAGCACCAGAGCUAUUCUUGAUACCAAAGCAUAUGUUGUCAUUGUUUAUAGUAGCUUCCAUCUUGUAGGACAGUGAAGUUCUUGGAAA
Conger conger (European conger) is the source of this 1886-nucleotide messenger RNA. RefSeq names its product ankyrin repeat domain-containing protein 42-like. The transcript has 2 exons. Gene Ontology annotation, molecular function: protein binding. Gene Ontology annotation, biological process: intracellular signal transduction. NCBI's taxonomy places the organism in Eukaryota, Metazoa, Chordata, Actinopteri, Anguilliformes, Congridae. The coding region runs from base 441 to 782 and encodes 113 amino acids. The record is from RefSeq and is a predicted model, not a curated record.